AUGCAUACCGUACCCAAUCAGCAGUCAUAUCCGACCCCAGAUGGCGUCCAAGCACUGGAAUUCAAUAGGGAAUAUGGCGAUCGAGAGGGACAGCAGCAUAAAGAGCACAUAAACCACACACCAGAUUCUGAUCAAGAUGUGGAAUAUCUCUAUCUCAACUUUGACACAAUCUUGCCACACCCCGUGGGCAUCUCUUCCCCGCAACCGGGACAAGCGUCUCCACCACCAUGCCCCAAUCUCACAAAGUACGCUUCACCCUUCUUAUGGGCAGAAUCCCGCAAGACCGUCGUCACAGUCAUCUCUUGCUGCGUAACAGCUAUGUCGGCUUACGCUGCGGGGUCGUAUACCCCACCAGCUGAUGAGUUGACGGUCAAGUGGAAUGUGAGCAGGGUUGUAUAUAAUCUGGGAAUCUCUCUGUAUACCCUAGGCUUCGCUAUCGCUCCCAUGGUGCUGGCACCCUUCUCGGAAAUUAAUGGGAGGCGACCUAUCUUUGUGUCCAGCGGCCUUGUUUUUACCGUGUGUUUGAUCGGAUGCGGUGCCACGGAAUCUUUUGCUGGCAUGCUUGUGGCAAGGUUUUUUCUUGGUGUUGGCGGAUCUACCUUUUCCACUAUGGUAGGCGGCGUCAUUAGUGAUAUAUACCAUGCUGAACACCGCAAUGUCCCCAUGUCGUGCUUCUCAGGUGCAGUCCUCUUUGGGACGGGCUUGGGGCCACUCAUUCCUGGUUUCAUAGAUUACCGCGCCAAUUGGCGCUGGAUCCACUACUCCCAAGCCGUUGCUUCUGCAGUGUUAAUGCUUGUCCUCUUUGUCUUUCUCAACGAAACUCGGGGGAGCGUGCUUUUGAGCCGAAAAGCUAAAGCACUCAAUAAGUACUACGACACAUUAGAAAGCGCUGGCUAUGUUGGUGUUGUGUUUUGCUCAGACGACGGCAUCAAGGGGAAACAACAAGCAAGACGCAUACGGUGGAAGGUAAAAAGCGACGAAGAGCGGGAAAGUAUAACUAAGAUGAUCACCAUAUCCUGCUUUAGGCCGUUCCACCUUCUGUUCACAGAACCCGUGGUUUUCUUCUUUUCACUCUGGGUCUCAUUUAGCUGGGCGGUUCUGUACCUUCAGUUCAUUGCGAUUCCAAUCGUCUUUUCGACCAACUACCAUUUCAAUGUGGAACAGACCGGGGCAGUCUUUGCAGCGGUAUCUAUCGGUGCACUGCUGGCUACCCCUUUGAGCAUCUACCAGGAGAAGUUCGCUAUGCGGGUUGGCAAGAUGUCGAGCACCCCAGAAGGACGUUUGUAUUUCACAUGCGUUGAGUCAAUUUUGUUGCCCAUUGGUCUAUUCUGGUUUGGAUGGACAUCGUUUUCCUCGGUCCCGUGGAUCGUGCCGACAAUUGCUGUGGGAUGUUCCACGAUAGGCAUUUUCUCCAUCUACUUGGCCGCCUUCAAUUACCUUGCUGAUACUUAUCAUCGAUACGCCAGUUCAGCGAUUGCUGCGCAGUCAUUCUGUCGAAAUGUUAUGGGUGCCAUAUUCCCGCUGGUUACCAAUGCGAUGUUCAACAACCUGGGUUAUCCAGCAGCCUCCAGCCUUCUUGGGGGGAUUGGUGUUCUGCUGACAAUCGUGCCCUGGGUCCUCGUAUUCUAUGGACCUCAAAUCCGUGCCAGAAGCAAAUUUGCAAGUGUAUGA
Molecule: messenger RNA, 1671 nt
Organism: Aspergillus bombycis
Lineage: Eukaryota; Fungi; Ascomycota; Eurotiomycetes; Eurotiales; Aspergillaceae
Product: MFS transporter
Exons: 6
Coding region: 1-1671 (556 amino acids)
Biological process (GO): transmembrane transport
Molecular function (GO): transmembrane transporter activity
Source: RefSeq, a predicted model, not a curated record